Molecule: messenger RNA, 714 nt
Organism: Entelurus aequoreus (snake pipefish)
Lineage: Eukaryota; Metazoa; Chordata; Actinopteri; Syngnathiformes; Syngnathidae
Gene: myl2a
Product: myosin, light chain 2a, regulatory, cardiac, slow
Exons: 7
Coding region: 54-563 (169 amino acids)
Biological process (GO): muscle cell fate specification; heart development; cardiac muscle contraction
Cellular component (GO): myofibril; cytoplasm
Molecular function (GO): calcium ion binding
Source: RefSeq, a predicted model, not a curated record
UUCCCCAUUGUUCCCUGGCAUCAUUGUUGCUCUCACCUCACAGCUGCUCAGCCAUGGCCCCCAAAAAAGCCAAGAGGAGGACAGCAGAUGGCGCCAACUCCAACGUCUUCUCCAUGUUUGAGCAGGCCCAGAUCCAGGAAUUCAAGGAGGCCUUCACCAUCAUGGACCAGAACCGAGACGGUUUCAUCGACAAGAACGACCUGAGGGACACGUUUGCAGCACUUGGACGCUUGAACGUGAAACAGGAAGAGAUCGAUGAGAUGCUGAAAGAAGCUCCCGGCCCAAUCAACUUCACCGUCUUCCUCACCAUGUUUGGAGAGAAACUGAAAGGUGCUGAUCCAGAAGAGACUAUCCUCAAUGCAUUCAAAGUCUUUGACCCAGAAGGGAAAGGUGUGCUGAGGAAGGACUAUGUGACACAAAUGUUGACAACACAAGCCGACAGAUUCAGCCCAGAAGAGAUGGAGCAGAUGUUUGCUGCCUUCCCCCCAGAUGUGGCAGGGAACCUGGACUACAAGAACCUGGUGCACAUCAUCACCCACGGCGAGGAGAAAGACCAGGAGUGACGUGUCUCUUCGAGGAAAUAACUUUGCUGCAAGGAUCCAGACCACACCCCAGACCGUGGACAUGUGCCAGAACCCACACCACAUUAACACAAGUCCCGCCCUCCUUUUUUUUUUUGUUUCCCAAUGACCGUCUCCUUCAGGUCUACGCUUG